ACAAGAAGUCACACUGACCCUUUAGGUCUCUCUAUCUACAUAUAAAUACACACAAAAUUCCAUUAACAAUGGCCGCACUGAGAGUUUCUUCAGCAUUGGCUUGUUCAUCUUCUUCAUCUUUUCAUUCAUACCCUUCAUUUUUUACUAAAUUUCAAUCUAGUCCCAUCUGGUCUUUUUCAAUUUCAGUUACACCCCUGUGUUCAAGAGGAGCUAAAAGAAUGGCUCAUUCUAUUGCUCGUGAUACUCUUGGUCUUACUCAUACUAAUCAAAGUGAUGCACCUAAGAUUUCAUUUGCUGCUAAAGAGAUUGAUCUGGUGGAAUGGAAAGGAGACAUACUUGCAGUAGGUGCCACAGAGAAGGACUUGGCUAGAGACGGGAAUUCUAAGUUCCAGAAUCCACUAUUGCAAAAGCUAGAUUCCAAAUUGAGUGGUUUAUUGUCUGAAGCUUCAUUCGAGGAGGAUUUUAGUGGGAAGUUUGGACAAUCCACAAUUCUGAGGCUUCCUGGUCUUGGCUCAAAAAGGAUUGCUCUAGUUGGGCUUGGCUUAUCAACAUCAUCAACUGCUGCUUAUCGCAGUUUAGGGGAGGCUGCUGCUGCAGCUGCCAAGUCUGCUCAGGCUAGUAAUAUUGCCAUUGCUCUUGCUUCUACGGAUGGACUGUCUGCAGAAUCAAAGCUUAGCUCUGCCUCUGCCAUAACAACUGGAGCUGUGCUGGGGACAUUUGAAGAUAAUAGGUUUAAGUCUGAGUCAAAGAAACCAACGUUGAAAUCUUUGGAUAUUCUUGGACUGGGGACUGGACCUGAGAUAGAGAAGAAAAUCAAGUAUGCUGCAGAUGUCUGUGCAGGUGUUAUACUCGGCAGAGAGCUCGUCAAUGCACCUGCCAAUGUACUUACCCCUGCGGUACUUGCUGAAGAGGCCAAAAAGAUUGCUUCCACCUAUAGUGAUGUCUUUUCUGCAAACAUCUUGGAUGUUGAGCAGUGCAAAGAAUUGAAAAUGGGAUCCUAUUUAGCUGUUGCUGCAGCUUCUGCAAAUCCUGCUCAUUUCAUCCAUUUGUCUUAUAAGCCUAGUAGUGGAGAAAUAAAAAAGAAGAUAGCCUUGGUUGGAAAGGGAUUAACUUUUGACAGUGGUGGCUACAACAUCAAGACUGGACCUGGCUGUUCAAUUGAGCUAAUGAAGUUUGACAUGGGAGGGGCUGCAGCUGUUUUAGGUGCAGCAAAAGCUCUUGGUCAAAUAAAGCCUGCUGGGGUAGAGGUGCAUUUCAUUGUUGCAGCUUGUGAGAAUAUGAUCAGUGGGACAGGCAUGAGGCCUGGUGACAUUAUCACUGCUUCAAAUGGGAAGACAAUUGAGGUUAACAACACUGAUGCUGAGGGUAGGCUCACACUUGCUGAUGCGUUGGUAUAUGCCUGUAACCAAGGUGUAGAAAAGAUAGUUGAUCUGGCAACAUUAACUGGUGCUUGUGUGGUUGCUCUUGGACCUUCAAUUGCUGGUAUUUUUACACCCAGCGAUGACCUAGCAAAGGAGGUGGUUGCAGCUUCUGAGGUAAGUGGUGAAAAACUAUGGAGGUUGCCGAUGGAGGAUAGUUACUGGGACUCUAUGAAAUCAGGAGUGGCUGAUAUGGUGAACACGGGAGGUCGUCAAGGUGGUGCGAUAACUGCUGCUCUCUUCCUGAAGCAGUUUGUUGAUGAGAAGGUCCAAUGGAUGCAUAUCGACUUAGCUGGUCCUGUCUGGAGCGAUAAAAAGAAAAACGCCACGGGUUUUGGUGUUUCAACUUUGGUGGAAUGGGUGCUGAAGAACUCUACAAAUUAGAGCCAGUCAUUUGAUGGGUAAACAUAUGAGGGAGUUAUGUUACCAUUUUAUAAGAAAAAACAUAUGAGGGAGUUGUCUCAAGGGACUAUGGAUGUUUGAGAAAAGAAAUGCAUCAAGUUUUAUGAAUAAAUUUGGGGUGAAAAUGGUGGAAAAGUAAAGGCAGUAGUAGAGACUUUCUUGAUUUAUAAAAUGCCUAAAAUUGCUACUUUGCCUAUGAAAUUUAUUAUUCCUAUCUUAUAUUCCUAUCCUA
This is a messenger RNA of Solanum stenotomum, 2052 nucleotides long. RefSeq names its product leucine aminopeptidase 2, chloroplastic. Gene Ontology annotation, biological process: proteolysis. NCBI's taxonomy places the organism in Eukaryota, Viridiplantae, Streptophyta, Magnoliopsida, Solanales, Solanaceae. The record is from RefSeq and is a predicted model, not a curated record. The coding region runs from base 69 to 1802 and encodes 577 amino acids. Gene Ontology annotation, cellular component: cytoplasm. The transcript is spliced from 10 exons. Gene Ontology annotation, molecular function: manganese ion binding; metalloaminopeptidase activity.